Pseudovirgaria hyperparasitica is the source of this 1482-nucleotide messenger RNA. Its product is annotated as FMN-dependent alpha-hydroxy acid dehydrogenase. The record is from RefSeq and is a predicted model, not a curated record. Lineage: Eukaryota; Fungi; Ascomycota; Dothideomycetes; Acrospermales; Acrospermaceae. Gene Ontology annotation, molecular function: oxidoreductase activity; FMN binding. The transcript is spliced from 2 exons. Bases 218 to 1390 code for a protein of 390 amino acids.
CUACAUUGGUGGAGAGCAUUAUUCCAGGAUAUGAAUCCCGAUAUAUCACCCGGUUGAAGGAUGUGCUGGCGCGUCGCGGACGAGAAUUGCCAAUUGCGUCAGGAUGAUGAUCGAGGUUAUAAAGAGUGGACUUCUAAUCAAGGGAUUGAAAGAUUUUAUGUAUGCGUAAAUUCACUCCUUUAUUUUUUUUCGUGUUGUAUAACUACCUUUCUUCAAUAUGCUUUUCAUUCUCGUACUUGCAACGCUUCUGAUACAUACUGCUCUCGCAGUACGGCCAUUCGACAAUGAGCCAGACACUGGUUUUGAAGCCUUCAUCCCGACCAACCAUUCCCUUCCCGAUCUCUCAACCAUUCAAGGCAUCCCCGACUUUGACGCCGCCGCCCGUAAUUACAUGAACGUGAGCGCCUACACCUACUACCGCAACGGCGCCGCCGGCGAAUGGUCAUACCGCAAUAACCUUGAAUCUUUCGGCCGUGUCCGCUGGAGACCACGCGUCUUUGUUGAUAUCAUGGACGUCGAGUCCACGCUGCCCACAAAGAUACUCGGAUACAACUACUCAGUGCCAUUCUUCAUCGCGCCUGCUGCACGCGCAGGGUAUGCGAAUCCGGAGGGCGAGAAGAGUCUGGUGCGGGCUGCGGAGGCGGAGAACGUGCUUUACGUCACGAGCUUCUUCAGCUCGAUUCCCAUGGACGAAAUCAUAGCCGCGAAGACUAACGGAUCGAAUUCCACCUUCCACAGCUUCCAGCAGCUAUACGUGGACAACAACGACACUGUCGUCCAGCAGCGCCUCGACCGGAUCGCGGCUGCAGGCCAGAAAGCUAUAUUCCUGACCGUUGACUCUGCUGCCAACGGCGUGCGUACGCGUGCAAAUCGCUACCAAGUUGGCAGCGCAGACGAUAGUCUAACCCUCUUUACCUGGGCCCGUUACCGCAAGAUUGCAAACAUGACCAGCCUGCCCGUGGUGCCCAAGGGCAUCCAGAGUGUCGAGGAUGCCAAACUCGCUGUCGAGAACGGGGCGCCUGCAAUUUAUCUGUCUAACCACGGCGGGCGUCAGCUUGAUUUCAGCCCCAGCCCAUUCGAGGUCGCGUUGGAGAUUUACAAUGAAGCGCCUGAGAUCUUCAAGCAGAUCGAGGUGUAUGCCGAUGGUGGCGUACGGUACGGGACGGAUGUGUUGAAGAUGUUGGCCUUGGGAGUCCGCGCGGUGGGCAUUGGGAGGCCGUUUAUGUAUGCCAAUUGCUAUGGUGUGGAUGGCGUUAGGAAGGCGAUGCAGACUCUUCGCAAUGAGGUUUUGAACGAUGCGGGCAAUCUGGGGGUCCCAAAUGUUCAGAACGUAAGCUCAAGUGUGUUGGAUUUGAAGUACAUGGCAACGAACGGAUGGUAUACAAGGUAAGUAGAUGAGGAAAUGGUACGAUGAGAAAGAGCAGAGGAACAUGAAGUUACUUUCGAUGUAUAUAUAUGUUUAGAAAAUCCUUUUACGUGCUG